Cynocephalus volans (Philippine flying lemur) is the source of this 1395-nucleotide messenger RNA. It is a transcript of the gene GABRA5, whose product is annotated as gamma-aminobutyric acid type A receptor subunit alpha5. The coding region runs from base 1 to 1395 and encodes 464 amino acids. Gene Ontology annotation, cellular component: neuron projection; synapse; plasma membrane. The transcript has 9 exons. Lineage: Eukaryota; Metazoa; Chordata; Mammalia; Dermoptera; Cynocephalidae. Gene Ontology annotation, molecular function: benzodiazepine receptor activity; GABA-gated chloride ion channel activity; GABA-A receptor activity. Gene Ontology annotation, biological process: nervous system process; regulation of postsynaptic membrane potential; signal transduction. The record is from RefSeq and is a predicted model, not a curated record.
AUGGACAAUGGAAUGUUCUCUAGCUUUAUCAUGAUCAAAAACCUCCUUCUCUUUUUUAUUUCUAUGAACUUCUCCAGUCACUUUGGCUUUUCACAAAUGACAACCAGUUCAGUAAAAGACGAGACCAAUGACAACAUCACAAUAUUUACCAGGAUCCUGGACGGGCUCUUGGAUGGCUAUGACAACAGACUCCGGCCUGGGCUGGGAGAGCGAAUCACUCAGGUGAGGACGGACAUCUAUGUCACCAGCUUCGGCCCGGUGUCCGACACAGAAAUGGAAUAUACCAUAGAUGUGUUUUUCCGACAAAGCUGGAAAGACGAAAGGCUUCGGUUCAAGGGGCCGAUGCAGCGCCUCCCUCUCAACAACCUUCUCGCCAGCAAAAUCUGGACCCCAGACACGUUCUUUCACAACGGGAAAAAGUCCAUCGCGCACAACAUGACUACGCCCAACAAGCUGCUGCGGCUGGAGGACGACGGCACGCUGCUCUACACCAUGCGCUUGACCAUCUCUGCUGAGUGCCCCAUGCAGCUUGAAGACUUCCCAAUGGAUGCACACGCGUGCCCUCUGAAAUUUGGCAGCUAUGCAUACCCUAAUUCUGAGGUUGUCUAUGUCUGGACCAAUGGCUCCACCAAGUCAGUGGUGGUGGCGGAAGAUGGCUCCAGGCUAAACCAGUACCACCUGAUGGGGCAGACAGUGGGCACCGAGAACAUCAGCACCAGCACAGGUGAAUACACAAUCAUGACAGCUCACUUCCACCUGAAAAGGAAAAUUGGGUACUUUGUCAUCCAGACCUACCUGCCCUGCAUAAUGACCGUGAUCUUAUCACAGGUGUCCUUUUGGCUGAACCGAGAAUCAGUCCCAGCCAGGACAGUUUUUGGGGUGACCACGGUGCUGACCAUGACGACCCUCAGCAUCAGCGCGCGGAACUCUCUGCCCAAAGUGGCCUAUGCAACCGCCAUGGACUGGUUCAUAGCCGUGUGCUACGCAUUUGUCUUCUCUGCGCUGAUCGAGUUUGCCACAGUCAACUACUUUACCAAGAGAGGCUGGGCCUGGGAUGGCAAAAAAGCCUCAGAAGCAGCCAAGAUCAAGAAAAAGGAGCGUGAACUCAUACUAAAUAAGUCAACAAAUGCUUUUACUUCUGGGAAGAUGACUCACCCCCCUAACAUCCCAAAGGAACAGACCCCAGCAGGGACUUCAAAUGCAUCUUCAGUCUCAGUAAAACCUUCUGAAGAGAAGACGGCUGAGAGCAAAAAGACUUACAACAGCAUCAGCAAGAUUGACAAAAUGUCCCGAAUUGUAUUCCCAGUCUUGUUUGGCACUUUCAACUUAGUGUACUGGGCGACAUAUUUGAAUAGGGAGCCAGUGAUCAAAGGAGCUGCUUCUGCAAAGAAGUGA